Thalassophryne amazonica is the source of this 846-nucleotide messenger RNA. Its product is annotated as vascular endothelial growth factor D-like. Gene Ontology annotation, cellular component: membrane. Gene Ontology annotation, molecular function: growth factor activity; chemoattractant activity; vascular endothelial growth factor receptor 3 binding. The record is from RefSeq and is a predicted model, not a curated record. Gene Ontology annotation, biological process: positive regulation of endothelial cell proliferation; positive regulation of angiogenesis; vascular endothelial growth factor signaling pathway. Lineage: Eukaryota; Metazoa; Chordata; Actinopteri; Batrachoidiformes; Batrachoididae.
GGACGAGUUGGGAUCUGAAUCAGCAGUAAGAGAUGACUGCUUCUCAGUGAAUUACAGCAGAGCCGGAGGAUGGUGGUGAAGAUGAAACUGGCCCUGUGCAGAAUCACCUGCAUGUUAACGCUGGUGGUACAGCUGAGCUGGAUGAACCUCGGUUACAGCGUGCACAGAGAGGGAGAAACCCGGGUAAUGGCGCAGUGGGAGCGGAAAGUGCGGGCUGCGUCCAGCCUGGAUGAGCUGCUGAAGCUGGCAGACUUUCCUGACUGGAAGCUGUGGAAGUGUCGUCUGAGGCUGCAGCAGCCAGAGGCCCCAACUGAUGCCCAGUUCUCCCCUUCCUCAGCAGGCUCGCACCGUUCCACACGCUACGCUGCUGAGUCUUACAGUCUGGAGAUUCUCAAAGCCAUAGAUGAAGAGUGGCAGAGGACUCAGUGCAUGCCCAGGGAGACCUGUGUUGAUGUGGCCAAAGAACUGGGCACGGAUCCUGCCAUGUUUUUCAAGCCGCCGUGCGUGUUGAUUCACAGGUGUGGUGGCUGCUGCCAUCAAGAAGGCGUCACCUAGAACACAACCACCACAUAUGUAAAUAAAACACUCUUAAGUGUGAUUCCAUUCAAGUUUGUUCCAGAGCCUGUGCUUAUAAAAGUGGCAAAUCACACAGAAUGUCAGUGCACGGAGCCUGCCAUCAUACGACGCAACGCUCAUGCUCACAGGAACAGUGGCUGCUCUCCGAUGGGCCAGCUGUCAGAGGCUGAGGACACGAGGAGACUUUGUGCCACUGGGCUGAUCUGGGACUGCUCCACAGAUGAAUGCAUCCCGUAUCCAUCUAGUAAACCAGGUGUGUCUCUGCACUGA